CUUCUCAACUCAACUAAAUGUCUCGUUUAAUUGUAAAGAACUUGCCAAAGGAAUUAUCGGAGGAGAAGUUCCGUGAGCAUUUCUCCAAGAAGGGCGAAGUGACUGAUGCCAAACUUAUGAAGACCCAGUGGGGUACUUCUCGUAAAUUUGGUUUUAUUGGUUAUAAAACAGAAGAAGCUGCAAACGCUGCCUUGGAAUACUUCAACAACACUUAUAUCAACACUGCUAGAAUUAACGUCGAAAAAGCGCUGGCCUAUGGAUCAGAAAACUUGCCUAGAGCUUGGAGUAAAUAUACAGAGGGAUCUUCAGCUCACGACCGUAUGACAGGUGCUGGAUCAAAGAAGGCCGACUUUGCUGUGGAGGAAACCGAAGCUUUCCAAGAUAAACAGAGAAAGGAAAGAGAGGCCUUUAUCAAUGAAUUACACGCUGAUAAAAACGAUCCCAAGUUAAAAGAAUAUUUGGACGUGAUGACAUCUAGAGCAAAGAGUAAGACUUGGGCAAAUGACGACUCUGCCGCCGCCGAACAAGAAAAGAAAGAGGAGAAUACAGAUACUAAGGUUGAUUAUGUUGGAUCUGACGACGAGCUUUAUGAUGAACUCCCUCCCAAGAAAUCUAAUGACACCAAAGAAUCUGAGGAUGUAGAGAUGAAGGAUGUCGAGGAAGAGGAUAAAUCAAACGUAGAGGAACUCAAGGCCAAAUCCGCAACAAUGGAAUCCAAAGAGGAUAUUGCUGAAGUAGAAAACAAGGAUGAAAAGGUCCACACAAAGAGCGAGAACCCCAAGGAGCUCAUUGAAGAUACAGGUCGUCUUUUCGUUCGUAAUUUAUCUUAUGCUUGUACUGAACAAGACUUGAGAGAUCUUUUCGAAAAGUAUGGCACCUUAUCCGAAGUUCAUAUGCCCAUUGCUAGAGAUACCAAGAGAUCCAAGGGAUAUGCUUAUAUUCUUUACUUGAUCCCCGAACAUGCCCUUAAAGCCUAUGAAGCUCUCGACAUGCAAACUUUCCAAGGUCGUCUUUUGCAUAUUAUUCCCGCCGAAGAAAAGCCCCCAGCCAAAGAAGAGGACAUUUUAGGUGUCAAUGGUGUCAAAUUAAGUGCGGUUAAAAAGGAAAAGGAGAAAAAGCGCAGAAAUCUUGCUGGUAAUGAUUUUAAUUGGAAUUCUCUUUAUAUGAGCUCCGAUGCUAUUGCUGAGUCGAUUGCUGAUCGUCUUGGUGUUUCCAAGUCUGAAGUCUUGAAUCCUGACGCUGACAACAUGGCUGUCAGAUUAGCCUUGGCCGAAACUCAAAUUGUCAACGAAACCAAAGAAUUUUUUGAAAAGCAUGGUAUUGUUUUAGACACUUUUGGUAAGAAAGAGAGAAGCGAAACCAUUAUUUUAGUGAAAAACAUUCCCUUUGGUACAACUGCUGAAGAUAUGCGCGAACUUUUCGGUAAAUAUGGUGAGCUUGGUAGAGUUCUUGUACCACCUGCCAAAACCAUCGCUGUGGUAGAAUUCCUUGAACCUAGUGAGGCAAGAAAUGCUUUCAAGUCGUUGGCCUACCGCCGUUAUAAGGAUUCUUUGAUCUAUCUUGAGAAGGCACCCAGUGGAUUGUUCAAGAAUCAAUUUGUUCGUGAUCCUAAUGCCAAGAAGGAAGAAAAGAAAAAUGAUGAAAAGAAGCCUGCUAGUGCUGCAGAGCUUUUGGGAUCAUCCAAGACAGAUGAUGUUAAUUCAGAUGAUAUCGCCACCCUCUUUGUGAAGAAUCUUAACUUCUCUACUACACCCGAAGGUCUCCAAAAAAUAUUCAAGGGUAUCACUGGUUAUAGAUCAUCUCGUAUCAAUGUUAAACCUGACGCUAAGAAUCCUGGAAAAACUUUAAGUAUGGGUUACGGAUUCGUAGAAUUUGACAACAAAGUCAACGCAGAAAAGGCAUUGAAUGCUAUGCAGGGAUUUAACUUAGAUGGCCACGCGUUAGAAUUGAAGCUUUCUCAUCAUAAGUCAGAAACAAAAUCAAAAAAGACUAAAGCACCAGAAACUACAAAAUUGGUGGUACGAAACGUGCCAUUUGAAGCUACUGAUAAAGAUUUGCGUGAACUUUUUGGUACUUAUGGUCAACUCAAGUCCCUCCGUUUGCCAAAGAAAUUCAAUGGCGGACAUCGUGGUUUUGCUUUCUUGGAUUUCCUUACCAAACAAGAAGCGAAGAAUGUAUAUGAAAAUAUGGGUAAUAUUCAUUUAUACGGUCGUCAUCUUGUCCUUGAGUGGGCUCAAGAGGAUGAUAAUGUCGAUUCACUUAGAGAAAAGACUGGUAAACAUUAUUCAAAAGAGGAAAACAUUGGUGGACGUGUGAAUAAGAGACAAAAGGUUGAUUUGGAUGGUGACGAUGACAUGUUGGAGUAAAUAGAGUAAUUUGUAAUAAAAGUAAAAUAAUAGUAACACCGUGCUCUUCUGGUGUGAUGCAUACACAGGAGACUGAAACCCUUCUUUUUAAUUUUUU
This is a messenger RNA of Mucor mucedo, 2463 nucleotides long. RefSeq lists its product as uncharacterized. Bases 18 to 2366 code for a protein of 782 amino acids. Lineage: Eukaryota; Fungi; Mucoromycota; Mucoromycetes; Mucorales; Mucoraceae. The record is from RefSeq and is a predicted model, not a curated record. Gene Ontology annotation, molecular function: RNA binding. The transcript is spliced from 6 exons.